ACAACCCGAAUCAAUAGACAGGCUGCAUUUUACUUUGGACAUUGUUGCUUACAAACAUCUUGCCAUAAAUGUCUACCAAGAAAAUCAGACACGAUUUAGCUAGACCCAAAUAGUCUGCUUAGUUUAUUUGUCUGCCGUUAUCUCUAGAUUGUCUUAAUUGGGUCAAUUAGACCAUUUAAUUAAACUGACACGGUGUCCCUUAAGAACGACCAGCGCGUGAAGAGGCUCAUUCAUGCCAUCAGUAAUAACUGCGUAUUGUGUGACUCUCAGCGCUUCUUAUUGUGUGAAAACUCCUUUCCUGUCUUCAUCCUUGGGACUGAGAAUAGAGUCCCGAGCGCUUUUAAAUCAAACACGAGAAGUCCUGUCGCGGCUUCCGUACAUCAACAGCUCCGCCCCUUCACGGCUCUGAUUGGCCAGCGCGCUGCGUCGGCGUCCAACGCGGUAGUAGUUUCCUGCAGCGAUGGCCGCGAUCGAGACAGAAAAGCAGCGAGGGCGAUAUGCUGCCCUGGCCAUAGCUGCUGUGGUCAUCGUGCUGGGCAUCCCCCUAUGGUGGAAGACCACCGAAACAUACCGAGCCUGGCUCCCCUUUUCACAAAUCAACGAGCUCGACUCUUUACAGCUCCAGUUAAGUGUUGAAGUAGAGGUGGUCUUAUCUCGAGGAACGCUUAGCCCAGAGCAGCAGAAGAAGGUUCCACUCAGUCAAACCAGAGAACAAGAGCACCAAAUAGAUGCUAAAACAGUGCUGCGGUACAGAUAUGAAACUAAGUAUCGCACUGCUACUAUCAUGGAAGAAGAUGCUCUGAACCAGCCCAGUGCUCAAGAGGCUGAUCUCUCCCUGCACAUGCUUAGCGAGAGUGCUUGUGGCUCUGUGGUUGUUUAUAUCAUCCCUGAGACUUCCACCCUGCUGCCAGCAGAUGUGAAGGUAUAUGUCGGGCAGCGGCGCACUGCCCUGCUGCGUGCUGCUCUGUUUGAAGGCACUGCUGGCCUGAAAGAGGUGCUGUCCACUCUGGAGCCUCAGGUGAAACAAGUGGUCGACACCAUGUCCUUCAGCCAUCAGGACAUCCUGGCUGCCCUGAGCGACCGCAUCCGUGUCGGCCAGGUCAGCAAGGAGAGCCUGGCCGACAGCAUGAGGGCCAUAAAGUCCAGCCCAGGUUAUGAAAUCACCUUCAGUCUCCUGAACCCUGACCCAAAGUCGCACAGCCUGCAUUGGGACAUCGAGGGUGCUGUUAAUAGCUACAUUCAGCCUCUCCUGGACAAACUGAACCCAAUAGCUAACUUCUCAGUGGACUCACAGAUCCUGUACUAUGCAGUGUUGGGGGUCAACCCUCGUUUUGAUAACAGUGUGUCAGCCUACACGCUCAACGCAGACAGCUUGGCACAUGUCAUCAAUCCUGUGGAGGCCAGACUUGGCUCCAAUGCUGCAUCUUCAAACCCUGUGCUGAACUUCCUCCUGUAUGUGCCUGAUGCCCAACACUCUCCUCUCUUCAUUAGAGACCACAGCAAGAGGGAGAUUCCCUCCAAUGCCUUCCACAGCCCACGCUGGGGGGGAAUCAUGGUGUACAAUGUGAAUGACAUGUAUGGGCCUGAGGCUGAAUUUCCUGUGGAUAUCAACAUUAGCAUGAGCAAAGUAAUGGGGGUCUUCUUGGCACAGUUAAGGCUGAUGCUGGGUGUACAGAAGACUCAGCCUCCUCCUGGCUUUGUCCUGCAGAGUGCAGGCAGUGAAGGACUGGCGGACUGGGAGCUGGACCGGUUGAUGUGGAGCCGCAGCGUGGAGAACAUUGCAACGGCCAGCACCACCAUCACCUCCCUCGCCCAACUCCUUGACCAGAUCAGCAACAUUGUCAUCAAUGACAAUAUUGCCCAGCAGGUUUCCAGUGCGGUGACAUCACUGCAGGCAGCUGUAGCUGAGCUGGAGGCUGGAAACUUGGCCUUUGCACUGCAGUACAGUAGGGAGGCCAUUUUGGCAUCUGAGAGGGCGUUUUUCGAUCCCUCUCUUUUGCAUCUUUUAUAUUUUCCUGAUGACCAGAAGUUUGCCAUCUACAUCCCUCUUUUCCUGCCGAUGUGUGUGCCUAUUGUGCUCUCACUGCUGAAGAUUGCCAAUGAGAUCAGACAAAGACGUGCAGACAAACUUGCCAAAAAAGACUGAAAGCUGCCAGCGAAUUGUGUGUGUUGUGUGCCUGUGAGCAUUAAUUCUGUGCACUGAUUUUUUUUUUUUUUUUCCUCAUUACAAGGUUAUUCCUGGUAACAGUUUGUUCUGAUUUGUCCAUUGUAAAAUGUUUAAAGGUUGAACCUUGAAUCUUUAUAAAGUUGAAGGUUUAUUAUUAUUCAGAAUUUCCACAGCAAAGUCGUGCAUUUAUGAAAACAUAGCAGCUUAGAUUUCUUUAUAAUUGAGGUGACAGGAACCAGGGGUCAUAACGUCCAAUAUAGCCAUAACACAUUACAUUUUAGGCCAAAACCUUCUGGAAACUGUAAAACAAUUUCUCAGGUGUCAAGCACACAUUUCAUAUAAAAGCUUUCUGUGAUGUAGCUUUUAGAGGCAUUAAGCUCUUCAGAUGUCUGGAUCCUAUCACCACCAGUGUGAACAACUCUGACUCUUAAAUUUCUCAAGAAUGGAGUAUUUCACAUCAAACCACUCUGAAUGACCGUGUUUCCAUCACAAUCAUUUAAUUAUGCAGAACUCACUGGAACUGUGUUCGAUCGGCCCUUUCACACAUUUUCAAUGUCUCUUAUUUUUAUGUGCUGCCUUCAUGUCCCAUUAAGAAGCCCUUGUGCAGAGUCAUGUGUACCGAUACUGGCUCGACAUGUACAUUAAUGGUAAUAUAUCAGCAGUCACACAACAGCAUUGAACUGGCCAAUUAGGCUCAUGCUUCCUGUUCGUUGACUGAGGCAGCUUCUGUGGUGAGGGAAGUUUGUUAUUAUUUGAUUACAAGUACAGUUAAAGAACAUUGGUCAAAGUGAAAGGAGCAUAUCGCUGCUGUCGGAAGAAAACCUUUUUUGUUUUUGACAUAAUUUGAAAAUGCCUGUUGUUUUCAUUGCGUGUAAAUUUCAUGAUGAUUGGACCAAAAGAAACAGCACAAAAUGAC
Pygocentrus nattereri (red-bellied piranha) is the source of this 3083-nucleotide messenger RNA. RefSeq names its product phosphatidylinositol glycan anchor biosynthesis, class S (gene pigs). Lineage: Eukaryota; Metazoa; Chordata; Actinopteri; Characiformes; Serrasalmidae. The record is from RefSeq and is a predicted model, not a curated record. Gene Ontology annotation, biological process: attachment of GPI anchor to protein. Bases 461 to 2146 code for a protein of 561 amino acids. Gene Ontology annotation, cellular component: GPI-anchor transamidase complex. The transcript has 12 exons.